AUGUCUUCCGCCGCCGGAGCCGGAGAGCACUCGUCUUCAUCCCGACCUGUCCGUGGGAAGGAGAGAGAGGAAGGUACCGACGAUAUCAACCGCAAGGUGGACGAUGAGGGAGAUCUGAGCCUGGAACUCUAUGGCGCCGAGGCGGGGUGGGUGGAGGCGCGGACCAGCUGCUCGCACCUCCCUGCCAUGCCCGCCGCCAGCGCCGACGAACUCGCGCGCGUGCCCGCGCCUGAUUCCCACUGCUCUAGAUGUCAUCACCCUUCUGAAAACUGGUUAUGCUUGAUCUGCAAGGAUGUGCUGUGUAGUCGUUUUAUCAACAAACACAUGCUGUGCCAUUAUCAAGAAACGGGCCAUUGUAUCGCCCUGAGCUUCAGUGAUCUGUCAGUUUGGUGUUUUGCCUGUGACUCCUACCUAGACGCUCAAUCCAUUUUAGAACUGCUCCCAGUUUAUGAAGUUGCACAUCUGUUGAAAUUUGGAGAAAGGCCCCCUUUUCGAUCACUUGAAGUACUGGAUUUGAGCAGUGGACAAAAUGGAGGUUCAUCUUCAAGUUCCUAA
Molecule: messenger RNA, 555 nt
Organism: Triticum turgidum subsp. durum (durum wheat)
Lineage: Eukaryota; Viridiplantae; Streptophyta; Magnoliopsida; Poales; Poaceae
Source: the annotation of a GenBank genome assembly